AACGGCGUCCGAACAGUCGGCUAACUUGAUUCGCCGCGUUCACGAGUUGGCCGUCCGACAGGUGUGAAAUUUACUAUAUAGCCAAAUAUCGGCGACACAAAGUGCAAAAAUAAUGACAAACUCGAGUAGACAAACAAGACAGCAGCAGCGGUUCCAAUGAAAAGAGUGCCAAGUAAACAGUCAACAAAUCAAUUUGACAAAUAAUUGAAAACGGAAACGUCGCAACGAUUCUGAAGUCCGUGGAUUUUAACUGCGUUACGCAGUGUUUCCAGUGAUUAUAAAUUAAAGCCCAAAAAUGCCGAUGUUACCAACGAUUGAGGAGGAGGGCAAGCUGUCCUGGCUUCGCGUCAUGUGGAAGUAUCGCCUUCAAUUUCAGUCCAUGGCCUCGGCUUCGAUUGUCUUCGUGGGCUGUGGAAUGCGUUUGGCCUGGUCAAUCUUCGACACGCCCGCCGGAAAGUUCCUCAAUAACAAUAAUACCCACAACCUGAUGAUGAGCUGGUUCAUCGGAGCUGCCCUGGGCGCCCUUUUGGCCGCACUUUUUGUACAAAGGGUCACCAAAAAUGUGGCAUAUACCUCCAGUGGCUUUCUGAUGAUCAUGGCCGGCAUUCUGAAUAUAGUUCUUCCCCAACAUUUCCUGGCCGCCUGCUACAGCAGCGUGAGUGUGGGCGCGGCCUAUGGGCUGACCCAGGUUCAGGCUCUGGUCACAGGAUCCGAGGUGGCCCACAAGUCCAUCCGAGGGAUGCUGCUCAGCUGCGAGAAGGUCUUCCUGUGGCUGGGCGUCUGCGUGCAAGUGUUCUACACGCGUGUUUGGCGCAAUCUGAGGCCCCUGGACUCGCAGGGCUACGAGUUGCACAUCGAUCAGUUGCACGGAAUUGGGAUGGCUGGCCUGGGAGUGGCAGCUGUUAUCCUGGCACUGGCCCACCGACUGGAGUCGCCACUGCUGCUGUUGCACCAGGAACGAGACAUGGCAGUGGGGGAUACCCUCAAGGCGCUGCAUGGACAGUCCACCACAGAGUUGGUGAGAUUGAGGGAGGACUGCCGACAGCUGCAUAGCGCUCGGGAUUGGGAGCGAUUCGUGGAGGAGCCGGAGGAAUCUGCCUCGGUGGCAGGCUGGAGGAUCUGGGCCCGCCGACUCCUGCCCUUCGUGAAGGUCCUGCUGCUCCGGUGCUUUGCCACCCUGGCCGUGUCCUUGAGCUACAACCGUGCGUUUGUGGUGGUCAGCUGGCAUGGCCUGGAAUGCGAUAUGAGCUGCAUGUACUGGCUGGCAUUUGCCGGUCUCGGUGGUAGCAUCCUGGGAGCCUUCAUUGUGGAUCGACAGGGCCGCAGGAAACUUUGCUCCCUGUCCCUUUUCUUCGCCGGCAUUGUGAUUGUGAUGGUGGGUGGCGUCUUCGAGCAUCUGGAGUCCGUGAAGAGAUCCUUCUACGACAUAAAUCUACUGGCCAUUGCAUUACUAAUGCUUCUAUUCGAGAUAAUAGUGGCUGGAGGCGUGGCCGUACCCGCCCUUAUAUACACAGCCGAGGCGUUUAGUAUCGCCCACAAGGCCAGAUGUUUGGCUGGGAUCCUGAUCCUGGAGCAACUGCUGCAGUUGGGCCUUCUGCUGGCCACCUUCGAGCACUACAUCACCGUCUCUGUGUUCUUUUUCACGAUCGGCAGUCUCAGCUUUAUAGUCGGUCUCAUGGUAUUCAUGCUCAUGCCGGAGACCAGACAACUGACACUCUACGAGUGCCUGCUCAAGUUCAAGAAAGUUCCUUAAGGCCUCGCCGUAUCUCUAAGUGCCCAGUAUCUGUUAUCUGUAGCUAUCUGUUAUCUAUUUUUACGUACUCCAUAUUCUAUUCGUGUGCAUAUCAUUAUCAAUUGUAUACGGUAUACCUUCUCCUAACGAUUUCAUUUUGCCAUUCUGGCAACCUCAUAAUUUAAGUGAUUAUAUAAGCAAAAUACCCUUAUAUCUAUAGCUAAAGAUCAAUUCAAAUAAUUUGGGCUUGAUUCAUAUGAGUUGCUCUCGUUAUAUACGAAUUUCUUAUAUAUUUUCUUAAUAAGAAACUAUUCAAUAACUAUUUACUGUAAAAAUAAAUACAAAAAAUGUAUUUAUGUGAAGCAAAAUCAGCUUUGCAAUUAAAAAAUUUCUG
Drosophila takahashii is the source of this 2126-nucleotide messenger RNA. NCBI's taxonomy places the organism in Eukaryota, Metazoa, Arthropoda, Insecta, Diptera, Drosophilidae. The record is from RefSeq and is a predicted model, not a curated record.